This is a messenger RNA of Colletotrichum destructivum, 636 nucleotides long. RefSeq lists its product as uncharacterized. NCBI's taxonomy places the organism in Eukaryota, Fungi, Ascomycota, Sordariomycetes, Glomerellales, Glomerellaceae. The record is from RefSeq and is a predicted model, not a curated record. Bases 156 to 503 code for a protein of 115 amino acids. The transcript has a single exon.
GUAUAUCUAGAGCUUUCUUGCCGUCGACAGCAUAACAAUAAUAAAAGCACAUUUCUAAUCCCUUAAGAACUACUGUCCUCAGUUCUUCUGCAAGCGCACUCUUAUAUAAGAAUACCAAAAAGAUCCAGACUCUGUUUCAACCACAAAAACGUAAGAUGAGGAUCUCAGUCGCUGUCUUUACUUCCGCCCUCGUCCUAGGCGUUCUCGCCGCACCUAUCGACAAGAUCGCUCCCGCUAGUACGAUCAACACCCUUAACGAUGACGUCGUUAACGCAACAGUCGUCGACCCUAGCUACAUAAAGAAGCGUGAAAAAUAUUUCGAGGGCGGUGGAGGAGGAAGAGGUGGUAGAGGAGGAGGAAGAGGCGGCGGCAAAGGGAAAGAUAAGUCCAAGGACCAUGGGACCAGGGGUGGCGGCGGCGGCGGCGGCGGCGGCGGUACGUCUAAGCCGCCGGACCCGAGUUGCGGACAUGAUAAAAAGGACUCAAUUGAUGUUGGCUGCUGAGCUGGAUAUCUGGAUUUGUAGACCUAAUUUAGGCUUCUUUCGUACUCCCUUGAAUAAGGCUAGUUUUGGAUGACAGAAGAAGUAGCUCCAAAGCAUUCUUCUCUAUUUAGUCGCUUACAAACCAACUAACGUA